This is a messenger RNA of Apus apus (common swift), 4205 nucleotides long. It is a transcript of the gene CWC22, whose product is annotated as CWC22 spliceosome associated protein homolog. The transcript has 20 exons. NCBI's taxonomy places the organism in Eukaryota, Metazoa, Chordata, Aves, Apodiformes, Apodidae. The coding region runs from base 166 to 2877 and encodes 903 amino acids. Gene Ontology annotation, biological process: mRNA splicing, via spliceosome. The record is from RefSeq and is a predicted model, not a curated record. Gene Ontology annotation, molecular function: protein binding; RNA binding. Gene Ontology annotation, cellular component: catalytic step 2 spliceosome.
CCGCCGCAGCCCCGCGCUUCCCGCCAUGCCUCGCGCCUGCCCCGCGCCGCCGGAAGUGACGCUGCUGCUGGCGGGGCGCGGUGAAAUGUUGCUCAUACACUGAGCUCCAUCUUGGAUUGUCUCGUUGCUCUGCGUUCAGAACUCCGUAAAAAGUAGGACGUCAAGAUGAAGAGCAGGGUGACACAAGUAAAUCAUGGUUCUGGUAAUGAAAGGAGGGAAAACUACAGUUCUCACCAAAGAAGUUUGUCUCCAGAGGACAGGGAUACAGAGCGUGACAGGUCUCCAUCUCCCAGGAGGAGAAAACACUGUGAUGACAGCAGAUAUGAUCAGGAAUAUUCUAGAAGGGAAUACUAUGAUGACAGAGCUUCAGAAGGAAGAAGGAUGGAAAGGGGGAGAGAGAGACACCAUGAAAAAUGGGAAGAGAGAGAAUCUGAUCGAAGGAAACAGAGAAGAUACUCGUCACCUGACCAUUGGAGUCCAGAGAGGUCAACAGGCCAGAGCUCACUUGCUCAUGAUGAGGCAACUUCAAAGAAGAAGAAAGAGGAAGUGGAUCCAAUCCUUACUCGUACAGGCGGUGCAUACAUUCCGCCUGCCAAGCUCAGGAUGAUGCAAGAGCAAAUUACUGAUAAAAACAGCUUGGCAUAUCAGAGGAUGAGUUGGGAAGCCCUUAAGAAGUCAAUCAAUGGUCUUGUCAAUAAAGUGAACGUUUCUAACAUAGAAAAUAUCAUUCAUGAGCUGCUUCAGGAAAAUAUUGUUCGUGGAAGGGGUUUGCUAUCUAGAUCCAUUUUGCAAGCUCAGAGUGCCUCUCCAAUUUUUACCCAUGUAUAUGCAGCUCUUGUGGCAAUUAUCAAUUCAAAGUUUCCAAAUAUUGGUGAAUUGAUUCUUAAGAGAUUGAUACUGAAUUUUCGCAAAGGAUAUCGAAGAAAUGAUAAGCAACUCUGUCUAACAUCUUCAAAAUUUGUUGCUCAUUUGAUGAAUCAGAAUGUGGCUCAUGAGGUUUUAUGUUUGGAAAUGCUCACUUUGCUUCUUGAAAGGCCUACUGAUGAUAGUAUUGAAGUAGCAAUUGGAUUUAUUAAAGAGAGUGGGCUCAAAUUAACAGAAGUUUCUCCUAGAGGUAUCAAUGCAAUCUUUGACCGUCUUCGACACAUUCUGCAUGAAUCUAAGAUUGAUAUGCGUGUUCAGUAUAUGAUAGAAGUCAUGUUUGCUGUACGGAAGGAUGGCUUCAAGGAUCAUCCCGUCAUUCCAGAGGGGUUAGAUCUAGUGGAAGAGGAGGACCAGUUUACACAUAUGUUGCCAUUAGAAGAUGACUACAACCCAGAGGAUGUUCUUAAUGUGUUCAAGAUGGAUCCGAACUUUAUGGAAAAUGAAGAGAAAUACAAAAUGCUGAAGAAAGAAAUUCUUGAUGAAGGUGACAGUGAAUCUGAAGCAGAUCAAGAGGGUGGAAGUAGUGAAGAAGAUGAAGAGGAGGAUGAAGAGGAGGAUGGAGAUGGUCAAAAAGUUACUGUCCACGACAAAACGGAAGUCAACCUGGUCUCGUUCCGUCGUACAAUUUAUCUUGCUAUUCAGUCAAGCUUAGACUUUGAAGAAUGUGCUCACAAAUUGUUGAAAAUGGACUUUCCUGAAAGCCAGACUAAAGAACUCUGCAACAUGAUACUUGACUGCUGUGCUCAGCAAAGAACGUAUGAGAAAUUCUUUGGGUUACUGGCAGGGCGAUUCUGCAUGUUAAAAAAAGAAUAUAUGGAAUCCUUUGAAGCUAUUUUCAAAGAACAAUAUGAUACCAUUCACCGUUUGGAAACAAACAAACUGAGGAAUGUUGCCAAAAUGUUUGCUCAUCUACUGUACACUGAUUCCAUUCCCUGGAGUGUCCUUGAAUGUAUAAUACUGAGUGAAGAAACUACUACAUCCUCCAGUAGAAUUUUUGUCAAAAUAUUCUUUCAGGAACUUAGUGAAUAUAUGGGACUUCCUAAUCUAAAUGCAAGAUUAAAAGAUGUAACAUUGCAGCCUUUCUUUGAGGGAUUAUUGCCUCGGGAUAACCCAAGAAACACUCGCUUUGCCAUAAAUUUCUUCACUUCUAUUGGACUUGGAGGACUAACGGAUGAAUUACGGGAGCAUCUUAAAAAUGCACCGAAGAUGAUAAUGACACAGAAACAAGAUGUUGAGUCAUCAGAUUCCUCUUCAUCUUCGGAGACAGACUCUUCAUCAGAUUCUGAUUCUGACAGCAGCAGUAGUAGCUCAGACUCAUCCAGCAGCAGUGACUCCUCAUCUAGCAGUGAUGACAGCAGUGACUCAGAUGUUCCUAAAGCCAAAAGAAAGAGAAUGCAAAAGAAAAAUAGAGAAUCUGAGAAAGUUUCCAGGAAAAGGCAAGAAAAGAGAAGGAAGUCACCUGAAAAGAAGAUGGGAAGGAGGCAGCAAGAGGAAAGAAGUGAUACUGAGGACAAAUCAGAAAGAAAUCAUAGAAGUGUGAGAGAAUCACACAGGAGGGAUGAUAUAUCAAGAUAUCAUCACAGAGAUGGGUCCAAUGACAGAGACAGUUACCAUAGUGGAAAGGAUAAGAACCACGAAAGAAGUAAGGAUCUAGAAAAUAAACACAGUAAUUCAAGACCGAAGAAAGCAGAGAGAAAAGCUUCUUUUUCUGAUGAUGAAAAUUACAGACACUGGAGCAAAGAUAAUGGACAUCGCAGUAGAAAAAGAGAAAGAUCAAAAUCUGGAGAGAGGGGCCAUAAUAAUUCAAGUCCAAGAGAGGAGGAACAAGAAGAGCGAUACAGAAAUGGUUCAGAGAAGCACCGAGAGAAGUACAGCCGGUACUCUGAGCAGUACAGAGAGUCCAGAAGGAACGAGGACAGAUGGAGGGAGAAUUCCCCACACAGACGAAAAUAGCACCUAACGAGUGUUGGAAAUUAGUGUGCAUUUCUGAGCUGUUAAAACUGUAUUUUAAAGCCUGUUGCUGAACUUUCUUUAAAAAGAAAAGAUUUUGUACAAAGUGAUAGUUUGCAUUUGUAAAUUUUAUCAGAUUUUUUCAAAUUUUCAGUACCACUUUUUUAUAACUGUAGCAUUGAGUCUUUCUGUUAAAUUCUUCCUUUGGAAAGAAGCAGUUGUUUAUUUUGUGAAUAAAACCAUUAAGAUCUCAGAAAAAAUGAGUGGUUUUGUCACUAGUUUCAAGUAUUUGUAAGUGUAACUUCAUAGUCUAAAAAUCAUUGGUUUCUAACUUUGUUUGUUAAUUGAUAGGCAGAUACUGAGGCUAGGGGGACAGAUGCAAAAUUUUCAGAUUACAAUGUGAAUGUUACAUGAGAAGGCUUUAUAAAAAAUGUUCAAGCAUCAGCAUGAAUGCUUUGACAUUCUAUAGAUGUAUAUUCUCUCAACUUUACAAACAUGAAAGUGAGUUUGACUGAACUUUUCAGGAAAUAUUUCAGUUUAUUUUUUAUCUUGAAGAGUUAAAAAUUGGGAAAGCAAUAGUGCUGUUUAAAAUGUCACAUUUGAAAGUAUGUCAACUUGUUCUGUUACUUUUCACAGUGUUUUUUAAUAUUGCUAACAUCCUGAGCUAGUUUAACUUGUGAUCUUAGAGAUCGGGAAAAAAAUCAGGGUUGUUUGUUUUCUUUUUCCAACUAUGAAUUUGAUUUUUAAGUCACAGACUUCAACUCUAACCCUACAAAGGAAGUGUUUAAAGAACAUCUUUCCCAGUGUUUGUGUGCGUGUGUGUGUGUGUAUAUAUAUAUAUAAAAAUCAAAAUAAGAGGUGCUCAAAAUGUUUUUAUAUGUUUUGAACUGCAUGUCUUGAAGUGCUCAAGUUUAUGGGAAGCAAAGUUUGCCAAAAAACAUUCAGCUGCUACAGCAGUUUAUAUUAUAAAUUUUCCUACCUGGAGUUGUUUGAAGUACUUAGCUGAGCAUUCAUGGUAUUAGUAAUGAAUCAUGUGGUUAAGGCUAUAUCUCUUCAGUAAAUAAGGAAAAUUUUGAAUAAAUGGAAAUACAUUAAAACAAUAAAUGUGGGAACAAAAUAUUUUUUAAAAAAUAAAACAUUUUAUUUCAGAAAUGCUAAUUAGGAAAUGUGAGCUUAAACAUCUCCAGUUCUUUGUGUUGUUUCAUACUAGCUGAUAAAAAUAUUAUGCUCUCUGGUGAGAAAAGGAGAGGGUGAAAUUAGGACUUGAGCUGAGUCCUUAGCUGCAUUUACAGUUUCAUGGUGAUUUGGGGCUUUUUUUAAUUUUCAGAAAU